AUGGGUGACGCAGAGGUUACUGCCAGCAACUGGCGCUCGGUCGAGGUUGGCCGCAUCGCCUUCUUCGGAAGCGGCCCUUACACUGCCAGAGUCGCGGCCAUCGUCCAGAUCGUUGACCACAAGCGCGUACGUCUUUCCGCACCGCUGUAGACGGAAUGGAAUCGCAAAUCUUGGAUACGGAGGCUUACAUUUGUACAGGUUCUUGUCGAGGGCCCGUCCGACAAGCCGGAACUCGCAGUACCUCGCCAUGCCGCUCCCCUCUCCUCCCUGUCCCUCACUGGCAUCGUCAUCGACAAGCUCCCCAAUGCAGUUGGAUCUGGUGCUCUGAAGAAGAAGUGGGCGGAGGCAGAGAUCGAUCAGAAAUGGACGAACAGCUCCUACGCCAAGAAGUUGGACAAGCAGGCCCGGAGAAAGCAACUGAGCGACUUCGAGCGCUUCAAAGUUAUGCGGUUGAGGAAGCAGGUACGUCUCGUUGUUAUAACAGGCUGCAAUAGUGGAUUGGACUGUCUUGUUGCGAGGAAGCAUUGAUACUGACAAAGGACCAGGCUCGAUUCGAGACCCGUAAGGCUCUCGCUCAGGCCAAGGCAAGCGCAUAA
Molecule: messenger RNA, 596 nt
Organism: Lecanosticta acicola
Lineage: Eukaryota; Fungi; Ascomycota; Dothideomycetes; Mycosphaerellales; Mycosphaerellaceae
Source: the annotation of a GenBank genome assembly